Poecilia reticulata (guppy) is the source of this 1518-nucleotide messenger RNA. RefSeq names its product PRELI domain containing 1a (gene prelid1a). The record is from RefSeq and is a predicted model, not a curated record. Gene Ontology annotation, cellular component: mitochondrial intermembrane space. Lineage: Eukaryota; Metazoa; Chordata; Actinopteri; Cyprinodontiformes; Poeciliidae.
CGCUUUGACCUUCUUCUCGGCCUGGUGACGUUUGACAUCUCAUGUAGGUGGUCGCACGAUGGACGUUGCUCCUCACGAACAAUGAAAUGUCCGCUCUGAUCUUUUGAAUAUCAUCACUGUGCAGUCCCACAGAGUACUGCCAGAGUAAACCAAGGGAACAAUGGGGAAAUACGUUUGCUGCACAGGUUUGCUGAAAAACACCUGGGACCAAGUUUGCAUUGCUUUCUGGCAACGUUAUCCCAAUCCUUACAGUAACCACGUCUUGACGGAGGACAUCAUCUUCAGAGACGUUACUCCGUCCAACUGCCUCAUUUCCAGACGUCUGUUGACCAAAACCAGCCGUGCGCCUCGCUGGAUGGAGCCGUACCUCCCAAAGCACAUGACCAACUCGGCGUACAUCAUCGAGGACUCCGUCGUAGACCCUCAGAAACGGACCAUGACCACUCUGACCUGGAACAUCAGCCACGCUCGCCUCAUGUCUGUGGAGGAGCGGUGUUUAUACCAAAUGAACCCAGAGAACGGCUCCUGGACGGAGAUCAAACGGGAAGCCUGGAUCUCUUCCAGUCUCUAUGGGCUUUCUAGAGCUAUUCAGGAAUUUGGUCUGGCAAGGUUCAAGAACAGCGUCACAAAGACGAUGAAAGGCUUUGAGUACGUGCUCUCCAGAAUGCAAGGCGAAACUCCGUCCAGAACGUUGGCGGAGACCGCUACAGAGCGGGCAAGAGAGACGGCACUGGCAGCUAAAGAGAAAGCCAAGGACCUCGCCUCACAUGCUCAGAAGAAACAAUACGUAUGAUGAUGCAGCUGCAGGCUUUUAUAUCGUGACUAUUUUACAUUCGACCACUCUCAUAGCUCACGCAGUUACUUUGUGUUUUGCAACGGAUCCCAGUGUUGGUUUAAAAACACCUCUGUGAGGACGCAUCCUGCUGAACGUGGUGGUGAAAAGGCCUGAGCUGGGUUCAAGAGCCUGUUCCACCCGCCCUGAUUGUGUUUAUUGUACCUACGAUGCCACGUCAUUUCAGUAUUUACCACAGAUGGAGAUCUUGAAUAUGGCCCCCGGGUGCCAUAAAAGUAAUUGUGAUGACUUGUACUGGAAGUGUUCCUUAGGCUCUUGCUCAGCCUUUCUCUACCCACCAGGAUUUGCCUUUAUUUUCACUUCCCGUCUUGUUUUGUUUCCCCCAUGUUCUUUAUUGUUAACUUGGAGCACUACUUUAAAAUAUCACAUCAGUUCUUUGUGAUUAAUUUAUGUGUUAUUAUAUCCCAAUUGUUUUGUGUUGGUUCAGUUUACCCAGUUCUACCUUAGUUCUGAUGCUGAGACUGGUUUCCUGGCUGCUUCACAUUGUCAGAGAUCAAAGCUCGAUAACGUCUCGUCACCUGGCAUCUCUGCUGCUGUGUGAGAGCGAUACAUGAAGCCUCCUCUUAACUUGAUUGUCACCUCGCUGUAUACAUUCAUGUAGUCCUUGUGACUCUUCUUGCUUAAAUGAAGUAUCAGCUGGUCAAUAAAUUGACAUUUCCUAAUAA